AUAAGAGUCUAGUCGAUACCAAUCAAACCCACAUCUAUCAUAUAUGUCCUCUUGGGUACUGGAUCUGGACGACCCGACGGCGCUCAGGGGCGCCCAGCGCGUCUUCACGGCCCAGCUCCUGCUCUGUGUGGUCAUUGGCGUGUCGCUGUUGUUGUUGUUUUGCAUGUUACGAGCUAAAUGGCCGCACAUGUACGCCCUCCGCACACUACGAGAGGGUGGAGGUGUGGUCAGACCGCUUCCUCCCGGCUGGUUUGGCUGGGUCCCGGCCGUCAUCAUGUUCCUGGACGAGGAAUUGCUCCGGGUGUCUGGCUUGGACGCCUAUGUGUUUGUGGCAUUCUUUCAAAUGGCCAUCAGGAUAUUUCUUCUCUUGCUGGUGUUGGCCGUGUGUGUGAUCCUGCCCGCUCGUUAUUGGACCCAUAGAGAUGACGGGGUCAAGAGCUGGGCCGGUGGGUUGGACAUGGGCUUUUUCCUUGGACCCAGGCCCACACUGGCCCUGGCUCUGACGGGAGGGAAGGACCCCAUUGGUGGGAUCCCCACGUAUGAUGGGCCUUGGUUCUUCUGGCUCUAUGUGGCGGCCACGUAUGCCUUCUCGGCCAUUGUGUACCUCUUUCUCUUUGAUUACACCAAGAAAAUCCUCAAGAUCCGCCAGAAAUACUUGGCGUCCCAGGACUCCGUCACUGACCGAACCAUCUUGUUGUCCGGGAUCCCCAAGAAGAUCUUGUCCAAGAACAACCCGCGCGAGUUGGCAAGCUUUGUUGAGUCCAUGGGCAUUGGGAAGGUGCUUGACGUCAAGUUGGUGUACGACUGGGAGCCCUUGGACCGACUCUUUGUCGAGCGGAAACGCAUCUUGGGCCGCUUGGAGGAGGAAUACGCCAAGAUCCAUGGCCUCAGUGUCAACUUGUACAACGAUGAGACCCCUGCGGUCGUUCCCAAGCGGCUCUGUGGGCUGCUGCAUGACGACGACUCGCCACGUAUCGUUGGUCUCAGAGACCAAUUGCUUCUGAUCAACCGGGCCAUCCGUAGUGUCCAGGACAAGUUUGACUUCCAACGUGGGACCAUGAGCGACCGUCACGAAUUCAAACAAAUCUCAUCGGCGUUCAUCACCAUGGAUUCAGUCGCUCUGGCACAAAUGGCUGCUCAGACCGUGUUGGACCCACGUGUGCACAAGCUCAUCGUACACCUAGCGCCAGCUCCAAAGGACAUCAAGUGGGACCUGUUCCGGCUCUCUCCAACGGAGCGCGUCGUCAAGCUGUACAUCAUCACCUUCAUCAUUGUGCUUUCUUUCCUCGUCUUGUUCUUCCCCAUCUCGUCGAUCUCGACCUUGUUGAACCUCAAGACCAUCACCAAACUCUGGCCCGACUUGGGUGCGGCCAUUGGUCGGUCCAAAACGCUCACCACCUUGAUCACGGGGCUCUUGCCACCGUUUCUCUUUCUGUUGUUCAACUUCCUACUCCCAUACUUCUACAAGUUCCUCACCUAUUACCAAGGAUAUCUUCUGAACAGUGACAUCGAGCUCUCGACCUUGCUGAAGAAUUUCUUCUACAUCUUCUUCAACUUGUUUCUUGUAUUCACGGUCACAGGAACCGCCAGCAAUUUCUUUGGGUUAAUUGGAGAUACCACCAAAAUCGCCUAUCAAUUGGCCACUUCAUUACAAAGAUUAUCACUUUUCUAUAUCAAUUUGAUCUUAUUACAAGGAGUGGCCAUGUUCCCUAUUAGAUUGCUUCAAAUCAGUGAUUUUUUGCUUUUAAAUAUCUUGGGGAAAGUGUUUUUCCUUCGUAAUUUGGUAUGUAAGACCCCUCGUGAUUAUCGAUUUUAUUACUAUACACCACCAAUCUUUGAUUUUGGACUUCAAUUGCCACAACAUCUUCUUAUAUUCAUCAUAGUAUUGAUUUAUUCUGUGGUUCUGACUAAAAUCAUCACUUGUGGAUUGGUUUACUUUGUAUUGGGUCAUUUGGUUUACAAGUAUCAACUCAUUUAUAACUUUGUACAUCCUCCACAUUCCACCGGGAAAGUUUGGCCCAUGAUCUUUAGAAGAUUAAUCUUGGGAGUCAUUAUUUUCCAAAUCUUUAUGUGUGGUACCUUGGCCCUUAAUGAUGCAUACAUUUUGGCUGCUCUUUGUGUACCAUUGAUUUUCAUCUCAUUAAUUAUCCAAUGGAAUUUUGAAAAUUAUUAUUUGCCCUUACAUAAGUUUAUUGCCUUGAGAGCAAUUCAAAAUCCUUAUGAUGAUUAUGAAAAGGAAUUUAAUGAAGAUGAAUCUCUGAUAAGUAGUACAAGUACUGGUUUGCAGCCAGUUCAGCCGCACGGCGGUGAGGGAGAUGAUGAGGAUGCAGCAGCCGUGCAGGACGAAGGUUGCAAUGAAACAACAUCUUUACUUCAAAGUAGAAGAAAAUCACCACCUUUACGUCGUAGAAAGUCAACCAUUGAUGAGGAAAGAGAACAAUUUUCAAACUAUACAUAUCCACAUUUGAAUGAUCCAUUGAAUGGACCAUGGGUUGGAUUUGAAGGGAAUUAUGUGUCACUAUUAAAAUAUUCUCAAGAACUGAGUGGGGGGGUCCAUACACAUGACUACGAACUGGGGGACAUCAGUAUCUUGUCCACUACUGAAAAUGAAACUAUUAUUAAAAAGAAACUAACUGUAUCCGAAUGGGAGUAGUAUAGAAAGAAAUAAACACGAACAGAAUAUAAAAUGAGCCAAUGAUUAGGCGUAGGUAAGUAGACGGAGGAGGACUCUCGUGUAGAACUCCAAAGUUGAUCAACUUGGACGAUACUACCGAGAAGAGAUAAGUGAAGAGGUUCACCUCUCA
Messenger RNA from [Candida] anglica, 2804 nucleotides. NCBI's taxonomy places the organism in Eukaryota, Fungi, Ascomycota, Pichiomycetes, Serinales, Debaryomycetaceae. The record is from the annotation of a GenBank genome assembly.